This is a messenger RNA of Musa acuminata AAA Group (dessert banana), 919 nucleotides long. RefSeq names its product VQ motif-containing protein 20-like. The transcript has a single exon. NCBI's taxonomy places the organism in Eukaryota, Viridiplantae, Streptophyta, Magnoliopsida, Zingiberales, Musaceae. The record is from RefSeq and is a predicted model, not a curated record. Gene Ontology annotation, cellular component: nucleus. The coding region runs from base 129 to 755 and encodes 208 amino acids.
ACCAUGUCUACAAAACACUAACGAAGAUAAACAUCUCUUCCUUCUCCUCCUCUUCUUUCUAAUUCAACUGUCAUCUCCCUCCUUUCUUCAUCCACCCAUUUCUCCUCCUCCUCUUCUAUCGUCUCAACAUGAGCCCGGUGUCGCGAGAGAUAAAUGGCUCCCGCCCUGCCCCGCUGAAGAUCCACAAGGACUCCCACCUCAUCUACAAGUCUUCCUCCUCCUCCACGAUCACCACCUCCUCUUACCAGCAGCAGCGCCACCACCCGGUCAUCAUCUACACCCACUCGCCCAAGGUUAUCCACACGCAGGCUCGAGACUUCAUGGCGCUCGUCCAGAAGCUUACCGGCCUCUCCCACUCCGCUGACGACGAUGAGUCGUCCUCCCUCCCUCCUGCACCCCCGCCGUCGAACGUCUCGCGCACAUACAAGGACAACAAGCCACCUGCUGCGCCUGUCUGCGACGACUCUUCCUCCUCAUCGGAGAACAGCAGCUUUGGGGGCGACGUGCAUGUCAGCUGUUCGUCGUUGACUAAUGCCGGUGGCAUAUCUCCGAUCGCCUUUGAGCAGGUCGCACCACCGAAUCCUUUCCUGUCGGAGGGCCCUUUGUUCACCCCCAACUCCUCCGAUUUCUUCUGCUCAUCGAGGUCAUUCUACAGAUACCCAGAUUCUUCGUUGUUUUCUCCGUCCGUUCCCAACAUGGACAACGCCAUCUCGUCCUCCAUCAUGGACACGAUGAAGACGUACCAGGAGUACUAAUGAUAUCUUCGCGAAUGCCAAUAAGGAGUGUGAGACGAUUAUUGUUUUAGAUCAUUUUUUCCCCUUCUUUUUUAUUCGUUCAUUCGUCCAGCUCAGGCAGCUGAUCAAGCUUGCCUAAUGUUGUUAAUAAAGAAGAGAAUUAGAUUAGACUCCCCUUAAUUUGA